Molecule: messenger RNA, 1248 nt
Organism: Engraulis encrasicolus (European anchovy)
Lineage: Eukaryota; Metazoa; Chordata; Actinopteri; Clupeiformes; Engraulidae
Product: GTPase IMAP family member 4-like
Exons: 1
Coding region: 1-1248 (415 amino acids)
Molecular function (GO): GTP binding
Source: RefSeq, a predicted model, not a curated record
AUGGCAGGUCUUGAAGAUGCAAAGAGCCUGAGAAUUGUGCUGCUGGGGAAGACAGGCCAGGGGAAGAGUUCCACUGGAAACACUAUUCUGGGGAAAAACGUGUUUGAGGAUGAAUUUUCAUUUAGAUCAGUGACAACUGUUUGCCAGAAGGAGACUGGCAUUGUGAAUGGAAGGCGAAUAACUGUCAUUGACACCCCAGGAGUGCUUGAUACAGAAACUGGCAAAGAGGAGACUCAGAAAGAGAUUGUGAAGUGCAUUGGCAUGGCAGCUCCUGGGCCCCAUGUGUUCCUCCUGGUGAUUAAAUUAGGACGGUUUACAAAAGAAGAGAGCAAGGCUGUGGAAAUGAUCCAGACAAUGUUUGGUGAUCGAUCUAAAAUAUACACAAUUGUGUUGUUUACUCAUGGAGAUAUUCUCAAGGGAAAACCAUUUGAUCCUCACAAUGCAGGACGUGAAGUGAAUAAUCUUCUCCGUGCAUGCGGAACGAGAUACCAUGUCAUUGAGAACAACAAAAACAAUGAUAAGAGUCAGGUCAAUGAUCUUCUGAUUAAAAUAGACAACUUGGUGGAAGUGAAUGGCGGUACGUGUUACACCAAUGAGAUAUUUGAGAAAGUAGAAGAGGCUCUCAAACAGGAGCAGGAGAGAAUACUUCUGCAGAAGAAGGAGGAGAUUGAGAGGGAAAAACAGGAACUACUGGCCAAGCAUGAGAAUGAAAUUGAGAAACUGAAGAAUGAUAUGGAGGAGGAGAAAAGAAGACAGGAUGUUGAGGCAAAAAGGAGAGAGGAAGAAUUUAGGAGCAAGGAGAGCAGCAUGAGAGAGAGCAUGAAAGAAGCCAUGAAGAAAAUGGGGGAAGAAGACAGACGUAAGGCCGAAGAAGAGCUAAGGGUACAGAAAGAGAAAUUUGAGGAACAAAUGGAAAAAGAAGCUAAAGCUAGAGAAGAAGAUGAGCAAAAACAAAUGCAAUAUCUUGUAAAAACACAUGAGACAGAAAAAGAUCUUCUGAAGAGGGAGACUGAACUGGCAGCCAGGAGGCAGGCGGAGGAAGAGUUUAACACAGAAAUGUACCGAAAAGUCAUAGAGGCAAAAGAACAAGGCUACACCAAGGGGAGGGAGGCUGGUAGGAAGGAAGGAAUGAAAGAAGGGGAAGAGAAAGGUUUUGGCAAGGGGUAUGAGGAAGGAAAGAAAAGAGCUGCGGCAGAGCGAACUGUGUUGGGUAAAAAUGUGGAUGCCAUCAUUAAUUAUUUCUUCUAA